Messenger RNA from Emys orbicularis (European pond turtle), 2326 nucleotides. It is a transcript of the gene FOXK1, whose product is annotated as forkhead box K1. Bases 1 to 2073 code for a protein of 690 amino acids. Gene Ontology annotation, biological process: regulation of transcription by RNA polymerase II. Lineage: Eukaryota; Metazoa; Chordata; Testudines; Emydidae. The record is from RefSeq and is a predicted model, not a curated record. The transcript has 9 exons. Gene Ontology annotation, molecular function: DNA-binding transcription factor activity, RNA polymerase II-specific; protein binding; RNA polymerase II cis-regulatory region sequence-specific DNA binding.
AUGGCUGAAGUCGGGGAGGACAGUAGCGGGGCCCGGGCCCUGCUGGCGCUGCGCUCGGCGCCCUGCAGCCCGGCCGCGGCGCCCCCUCCCGGGCCGGCGCUGCCGGGCCCCGCCGCCGCCCCGCCGGGCCCGGCCCUGGCCCGCCUGCAGGGCCGCGAGUUCGAGUUCCUCAUGCGGCAGGCGGCGGUCACCAUAGGCCGCAACUCCUCGCAGGGCUCGGUGGACGUGAACAUGGGGCACUCGAGCUUCAUCUCCCGGCGCCACCUGCAGCUCAGCUUCCAGGAGCCGCACUUCUACCUGCGCUGCCUCGGCAAGAACGGCGUCUUCGUGGACGGGGCCUUCCAGCGGCGGGGCGGCCCGGCCCUGCAGCUCCCCCCGCAGUGUACUUUCCGAUUCCCUAGCACAGUCAUAAAGAUCCAAUUCACAUCUUUAUACCAUAAAGACGAAGUGAAGGAGGAAGCUUCAUCACCUCCCCUUCGGCCGCUUUAUCCUCAGAUAUCACCUCUGAAGAUACACAUUCCGGAGCCGGAUCUCCGGAGCUUGGUCAGCCCCCUGCCCUCCCCCACUGGCACUAUCAGUGUUCCCAACUCCUGCCCGGCUAGUCCACGUGGUGCUGGAUCCUCAGGAUAUCGCUUUGUUCAGAACAUUACCUCGGACCUGCAGCUGGCAGCAGAGUACGCAGCGAAAGCAGCAUCAGAGCAGCAGGCAGACGCAUCUGGCAGGGACAGCCCAAAGGAUGAGUCCAAACCACCAUAUUCCUAUGCUCAAUUAAUUGUGCAGGCCAUAUCUUCAGCCCAAGACAGGCAAUUAACACUAAGUGGGAUCUAUGCCCACAUCACCAAGCAUUAUCCAUAUUACAGGACUGCUGACAAAGGCUGGCAGAACUCCAUUCGGCACAACCUCUCCUUGAACCGUUACUUUAUCAAAGUUCCACGCUCCCAGGAGGAGCCCGGAAAGGGCUCCUUUUGGCGAAUCGACCCUGCCUCAGAAGCCAAGCUAGUCGAACAGGCAUUCCGAAAACGGAGACAGAGAGGGGUGUCCUGUUUUCGAACCCCUUUUGGGCCCCUCUCCUCCAGGAGUGCCCCUGCCUCUCCUACUCAUCCCGGCCUGCUGUCCCCUCACUCUAGUGGCCUACAGACUCCAGAGUGCCUGUCCAGGGAGGGCUCACCCAUUCCACAUGAACAUGAUUUUGCAUCAAAGUUAGCCUCUGUUCCAGAGUAUCGAUAUUCACAAAGUGCGCCUGGAUCACCUGUCAGUGCCCAGCCGGUGAUCAUGGCUGUUCCUCCCCGGCCAUCCACUCUAGUGGCAAAGCCGGUAGCUUACAUGCCAAUAGUGACUUCUCAACAGCCUUCUGGUCAUGCAAUCCAUGUAGUGCAGCAAGCUCCCACUGUUACAAUGGUCAGGGUUGUAACUUCCUCCUCAAGCUCCGCUAACGGAUACAUACUGACAAAUCCGGGCCCAGCAGGCGGUGCUCAUGAAGCAACAGGAACAGUGUUGGAUUUGGCUGGUGAUCAUCGAGGUAGUCUGUUUCAUUUCCCUCCCUACUUGACAAAGGAAGAUUUGUCCGGACUUGUAGGGUUUUUCUGCACACCUAUUGCACUCCCUGGGUGUUUAGCCCUUGACAAAAGAGGCAUGGAUGAGAAACCAACAAUUGCGUUUGCCACAAUACCCACUGCCAGUCGAGUCAUCCAAACAGUUGCCAGUCAGAUGGCUCAAGGUGUCCCAGGGCAAACUGUUACCAUCCUUCAGCAGGCAACUCCAGUGACCAUUGGACAACACCAACUACCUGUUCGGGCAGUAACACAAAAUGGGAAGCAUGCCAUCCCCACCAACAGCAUCACCGGCAGUGCUUAUGCUCUCACAAAUCCGCUACAGCUCCUUGCAGCCCAGGCUAGCUCAUCAACUCCCGUUGUGGUCAGCCGGAUAUGCGAGGCAGCGACUGAAGACCCUGCACCACCCUCGGGUGAGCCAGAUGUAAAAAAACCCCGGAUGGAAGAGUCCAGCGGAGCAGUCCAGGCUCAAACUGGAGUCAUCACGUCCACAGCGCCGCAAGGACAGGCAACCAGUGAAUGACGAAUUGGUGGGAGGAUAGUAGGAGUGUAGGUGGGGCAGCGGCAUGAGCCUCGAAAGCAAUUUUUCAAAGAAAAGAAAAACCACAACUGUAACAACAGCUUGAAAUUUAGAGAAUUACGAGCUCUUUUUAAAAUUACAUUUUAAAGGGCAGGUCAACAACAAUUCUUAGAAUUUCGAGAUGCCAAAAAGAAUGAAAAAAAUCCUCCCAACUACCUGUACCUGGAACUCAGUUCUGCCUUUACUUAUGGGAUAU